Molecule: messenger RNA, 1267 nt
Organism: Helianthus annuus (common sunflower)
Lineage: Eukaryota; Viridiplantae; Streptophyta; Magnoliopsida; Asterales; Asteraceae
Product: protein TsetseEP
Exons: 2
Coding region: 74-934 (286 amino acids)
Source: RefSeq, a predicted model, not a curated record
CUCAUUCCAACACAAAGUUCAUGUUAUGUUCUUAUCUUUCAGAUUUUAAGGUUUUCUUUUUUCAGGCCUCUCGAUGAAGCAUACUUUUCUUCUUGGUUGUUUGUUGGUUUUGUUCUUUUCCGGGAGUAUUUGUUGUGGCAGUGUCAAUACUGUAGAGGUUGUUGGACUUGAUCAAUGUGCUUAUUGCAAGGAGAAUAAUAUCAAGACAAGCCAAGCAUUCUUAGGGUUAAAAGUGACCAUUUGGCCUCCAUUCCCUAAGUCUCACCCUUGGUACAAAAGGUUUCACCACAUUUUCCCUAAUCCGCCUGUAGUUCUCCCUCCGAUACCAAAGAAAAAGUCAUUUCCACCGCCAGCUAUUGUUAAGCCAGAACCAAAAACAAAACCCAAGCCAGAACCAAAAACAAAGCCCAAGCCCAAGCUAGAACCGAAACCAAAACCAGAGCCCAAGAAAGAGCCAAAACCAAAGCCAGAGCCUAAGCUAGACCCAAAACCAAAACCAGAGCCAAAACCAAAUCCAAAGCCGAAACCAAAGCCUGAGCCUAAGCAGGAGCCAAAACCAAAGCCUGAGCCCAAGCAGGAGCCGAAACCAAAGCCUAAGCCCAAGCCUGAGUCGAAACCAAAGCCUAAGCCCAAGCUAAAGCCAGAACCAAAUCUUGAGCCUCCAGACCCCAACACAAAGCCGAAACCAAAUCCUAAGCCCAAGCAUAAGUCGAAACCAAAGCCUAAGCCCAAGCCAAAGCUAGAACCAAAACAUGAGCCCAAGCCGGAGCUAGAACCAAAGCCUAAGCCUAAGCCCAAGAUAGAACCAAUGCCUGCACCCAAUCCAGAGCCCAAGCCAGAAACAAAGCCAUGUCCCCCAAAAAUCUUGCCACCACCUAUCCAAGUAUACAACCCGCAUCCAAAAAUCUUACCACCAAUCCCACCAAUUCACUAAAAAAACAUGCCCACCGCUUUUAGUCCCUAACCUUCAUCCCCGAUUCCAUGCCAUCAUACCCUUAAUCUUUCCCUUCAAAGUAUUUAAAUUUCUAGAGUUGUGGCGCAUGUAGGCUUAUUCGCGUACCAGUUAAUGUUUCAAGGUUGAAAGGUCACGAUCUUUUGUCUAUGAUUUCAAUAUUUGGUUUGUGAAUUUGAUGUUGUUUGUAGAUAUUCUCAAGGUUUGAUUUGUUUUUGUCGCAAUUUGAACUGUAGUAUUUGUUCCCUAUCUUCAUAUUUGUGAUUAUAGCUAUAAUUGUUUGUACCUUUUUAAAUAAAAGAAGUCAUUGUAGAU